Molecule: messenger RNA, 1119 nt
Organism: Stomoxys calcitrans (stable fly)
Lineage: Eukaryota; Metazoa; Arthropoda; Insecta; Diptera; Muscidae
Product: putative gustatory receptor 22a
Exons: 2
Coding region: 1-1119 (372 amino acids)
Biological process (GO): sensory perception of taste
Cellular component (GO): membrane
Source: RefSeq, a predicted model, not a curated record
AUGACACGUUGCCAUUACUGGGCCAUUAACCUGUUGGUAGUUUUUAGUAUAUAUUUGGGAGCCACUGCCUUGAGGGUGGAUGCGCGAAAUCGUCGUUUAAAGAAACCACCCAAAUGGUUUGAUAUUCUAGUUGUAAUUGGAGAUUUAACAUUUAUGGCUUGCGUUCCAUUUGCGGUACUUAGAAACAUGAGCCAUGGUCAACUCUAUCUGAAGAACCCUGUGGCAAAAUAUGCCAAUUAUGCCACAAUUCUGGCCAGAUUCAUAUUAAUAGCCCUCUUUGCCUUGUCUCGCAAACGCAGAGAUGAUCAAUUGUCCAAAUGGCUGGAAGCAAUGUUUGAUAUGCAAAAAUUCUACUUUGAUCGCUUCAAGGAUAUACCAAAGGAUACCACUCAUCGCAAAUGGCUGUAUUUGAAUGGAGUGUUUACAGGCGUUCACCUAACGGCAGUUGUGAAUGACAUAUUUUCAGCUUUCGCCAGAGGUCAAGCAUCGGUGGCCAUAGAUCUGUACCCCUUGUGUGGCAUGCUGGGCAUACAGCACUUGUUUAUGCUGCAGCAUGCCAUACUGCUGUGCCAUUUGCGAGAAUGUCUCUCGAUGUUGAAUAAUCAGUUGCUGCUGAAAUGUAUGGAUCCAAAACUGGGUUUGAUUUAUUCGCAAACCAUUGUGCAGCUGCAAGAACUGAAUCGUAUCUAUAGUCCUGUCAACCUUUGGAUACUGGUGUGCUUAAUAAUCUCCAACUCAAUGGCCGGCUUCAUAGGCAUGUUAAAAGUAAUGCUGCCGCAAACCUUUAACUCCAACAGUUAUAUCUACCUAUUUGGUAACAUUUUCUAUUUCACGCUAUUGCUGCAUAUGUAUUUGUAUUUCGCUAUAUGUGAUUGGGUGCUGGUAACUGCCAAAGAAACGGAAAUUGUGCUUUUGGACUAUGCCAGCAUUAGGUCAAUGAGUCGAUCCAACGAGGAAGAGAUUGAAAAACUGGCAUUGUGCCGCCGGCUAAUGAGGCAUGAUAUAAAUAUUUGUGGCAUGCUAAACCUUAAUUUAAACACUUUAUUCUCCAUUGUGGCCCAAACAACAUUGUACAUAAUCAUAAUGAUACAAAUUGAUUACGAAUAUCUUAAUAUAUAA